AGGUUUUCUUUCUCUUUAAAUUAUAUAGGAAUUUUAUGCUGUCUUUUAAUAGUGUGGCUACAUUUUCUGUAGAAAUAAAAAUAAAAUCGUACGUGUGUGACAGAUAUAGCGAAUGCUGUGUGUGGGCGUAUAAUAUAUGAUAAUAUAUGAUAGAAUUUCAUUAAUGCAUUUUCCAAAACGAAUUAUGCAGAACAAAUGUAAGGUACCCUAAAAAAAAAAAACCGGACAUGCAGUAAUUUUUACACCGUUUGCUAGAAGAAUUAUUGCAAUUGCUUUUACAAUUAUGGAAGAUUCUAUGGAAGCACAGAAAUGGCAUCAGCAUUUAUCUUUACUGCGAGAACAGUAUGUUAAUUUGUAUAAUGCAAACACAGAACUUCAACGUGAAUAUGCUAUUGCUACAGCAAGUAAACAGGAGUCUGGCUUUAUCGGAAGACUCUUAAUAACAAUAGCAUCGUUAUACGGUCAACAUCGCUACAGCGAUGUAACCAUCAAAUUAGUAAAUCAAGAAAUACCUGCACAUAAAUUUAUACUAUCUGCUAGAACAGACUUUUUUAGUGAUUCAAAACUUUCUGAAGUGACUAAUUUAGAUUGGUCUAAUUUAGAGUCCAGUGUUGGAUUAGUAUUGUUAAAAUGGAUUUAUACAGGAAAAGUAUCUCAAGAAAAUUUAACAUUGGAUUUAAUGAAAGCAGCAUCUAAUUUUCAAUUGGUAGAAUUAGUUGAACAAUGCGAGACAUAUUUAAUUGGAAUUGUAGGAUUCAAAGACUGUGUACAGUUAUAUGCAGCUGCCGAAGAAUUAAGUACCCAAAAAUUAAAAGAACAUUGCAGCUCUUUGAUUUCGGCCCAUUGGGAAGAUUUAACUGGUGAAGACUUUAAAGAAAUGCCUGGUUCAUUGUUAUAUAAGUUAUUGCAAACGAAAAGUAAAUACCCAUUACAUGCUGCUAUUCGAUUGAUGAGGGAAGAUGUGGUUUUUUUAUAUUUAGUGGAAAAUAAUUCAGGGCUACCAAAAGCUGUAAAUGCCCUCGAUCAGAAGGGAGAAGUACCCUUAGAAGCUGCUUUAAAAACACGUCAACCGUCAUUAGCUCGUACUUUAGUUGAACAUGGGGCUGAUUUAAGUGCAAAAGAUUUGAGAGGUCUUUCUUUACUUCACGCUGCAAUUUUUAAAGGAGAUUCUUAUUCGGCAGAAUUUAUAAUAGAACAGUUGGAAAAAAUUGGUAACAUGCAACAGUUAUGCGAAGCUGUAAAGAUUACAGGAAAUGCACAGGACAUAGAAAAUCCUGAGGAUCUUGAAGGAUGUACUGCUUUGCAUUUGGUAGCAAAGCACAACACAAAAAAUAUGUUAGCCAUUGGAUCCCAAUUACUUCAAGCUGGUAUUGACCCUAAUUUACAGAAUCAGAAAGGAUGGACUGCUUUGCAUAGCUGUGUCUGGGAACAAAACGAAGCUCUUUUUGAUAUAUUGCUUCAAUAUCAAAAUGUACAUUUAGAUAAAACUACUAAUGAGAAUGACACUGCAUUAUGUUUUGCAAUGAAAAUAGAUCCAUUCAACGAAUCUUUCGCUACAAAACUUUUAUCUAAAGGUGCAACUCCCAAUCCUGUAUACAAAAAUACAGGAGACACUUUGCUACAUGUUUUAACCCGAGAAUGCAAAGAAGAGGCAGCGAUAUUUUUAAUUGAUUAUUGCAAGGAUAAUAUAAUGAAAAAAAAUAAUGAUGGAUGUUUAGUUUUACACGAGGCUUGUAAAGUUGGUUUGAAAAAUUUAGCUAAAGCUUUAUUAAAAAAUGGGUUUCCAAUAAAUGAAGUUACUUUGUCAACUGGAGAUGCACCAAUACAUCUUGCUAUUUCGAAUUUAUAUUUCGAUAUGGUAGUCGAAUUAUUAAAUGCUCCCAAUGCAAAAUCUCAAUUACAAUUAAAAAAUAACGCAAACGAAACACCUUUAAGCUUAGCUAUUAAAGCUCCACUUAAGAAAGGCAAAGAUAUUGUUUUGGCUUUAAUAAAAGCUGGAGCAAAUAUUAAUCAAUGUAACGAAGAAGGUUUGACAUUAUUGCAUCAAGCAAUACUGAAAGAGGAUUCAGCAACUGCGAUCUUUUUAUUAGAAAAUGGCGCAGACAUGAAUACACGGACUACAAAUGGAGAGACCCCGUUACAACUUUCUGUACAUUGUAGACUGGGUGAAGUGGUAGAGGCUCUUUGUAAAAGAGGUGCGGAUACUUCUGUGGGAUGCCCAUUAUGGGAUGCUCUAGAUUCGGAUCAAGAAGAUAUAGCAUCUAUUUUAGUUAAGUAUGGAGCUGACACUGACUGUUGGAGUCCUGGCCCAGAUGGUUGUCAACAAACAUUAUUACACAGAGCAAUCGAUGACAACAAAGAAGAUGUUGCACAAUUUCUUAUAAGAAGUGGUUGUGAUUUAAAUGCACCAAGGAGACCUGGUUCAGAUGGUAGAGGAGGUGAUGAGGCAAGAGAUGAAUGUACCCCGUUACAUUUAUGCUGUCAAUGGGGACUAGAACAAGUUGUUCAGACACUUAUCGAACAUGGUGCCGAUGUGAAUGCUCGAGAUGCAGAAGGCAAAACUCCAGUACACGUAGCCAUACAAAACCAGCAUUCACAAAUUAUUUCUUUAUUGCUUUGUCAUCCUAGUAUAGAUUUAAAUAAACGAGAUAAGAAAGGUUUGACACCAUUUGCAACAGCUUUAACAUUUCGAAACAAUAAGGCGGCGCAAGCAAUAUUGGAACGACUUCCUAAAGCUGCCGAACAGUAUGAUAACAAAGGUAGAAAUUUUUUGCAUACUGCCAUUCAGAAAAAUGACAUGGAAAGCAUUUUGUUCUUGUUAUCUAUACAGGUAGACGUGAAUUCCAGAGUUCACGAUGUCACACAAACUCCACCUUUACAUCUAGCUGCAAUCAAUGGAAAUGAAACGUUGGUUCGAAGUUUAAUUUUGGCUGAUGCACGCGUUAAUGAUACAGACGCAAACAGAAAUACUGCGUUACAUGCCGCAGCAAAAGCAGGUCAUGCUGCAGUUGCAUCUGCUUUAUUGCAGAACGACAUUAACUUUGAUGCAGUAAAUGCAGAUGGAGACAAUGCAUUGCAUGUAGCUGUAAGAGAAGGUCACGUAUCGGUAGUGAGAACACUUUUGACUGAAUGUACACUGGAUGCAGAAGCAGUGAAUUUGAAGGGAAGAAAUCCUCUGCACGAAUUAGCUAGAUGUGGGAAAGAUAACGCUGCAACUAUUUGUGAACUUUUCUUGGAAUGUAUGUCACAAUACCCAGUAAAUAAUGCAGAUUUGGACGGUAAUACUCCCCUAUUAAUUGCUUAUAUGAAAGGCAAUGGUCAGCUUUGCCGUACUUUGGUAAAGGCUGGUGCAUGUUUAGGAUCUAUGAAUAAAGAAGGCAUUACAAUUUUUAAUUAUCAAGUAGCAACAAAACAAUUACUAUACAGAUUGUUAGAUUCCUUAACACAAGAAGCACCAUGGGCCGAUAAAGAUCUUUGCUUGGAGUGUGGUACCAAAUUUUCACUUACGAUGCGGAAACAUCACUGCCGCCAUUGUGGUCGAAUUUUGUGCAAUAAAUGUUCUGGUCAAGAUGUGCCAAUUGUAAAAUUUGGAUUAAAUAAACCAGUGCGUGUUUGUGCGGUAUGUUUUGAUGUAUUACAAGUAGGUGCUGAAUGAAAAAAAGACUUCAAUAAAAAAAGAAAAAAGAACAUUCAUAUGUAAAUAAAAUAAAUGUCAUUCCAUAUGCAUUUUUCAUGGAAAAUAAGUCUGCAUAAUAUUAUGCAAGCCUGAGUAUGUAUAUUUUACUGUAUUAUAUAAGUAUCCUUGUUGAAAAUUUGUUAAAUUUAUAGUUACUCAAUUUUAAAUACAGAUGAUGGAAUGUCGACAGAAA
Hylaeus anthracinus is the source of this 3869-nucleotide messenger RNA. Its product is annotated as rabankyrin-5. Lineage: Eukaryota; Metazoa; Arthropoda; Insecta; Hymenoptera; Colletidae. Bases 284 to 3655 code for a protein of 1123 amino acids. The record is from RefSeq and is a predicted model, not a curated record. Gene Ontology annotation, molecular function: protein binding; metal ion binding. The transcript has 14 exons.